Aspergillus terreus NIH2624 is the source of this 708-nucleotide messenger RNA. RefSeq lists its product as uncharacterized. Bases 1 to 708 code for a protein of 235 amino acids. Gene Ontology annotation, molecular function: xanthine transmembrane transporter activity. Gene Ontology annotation, cellular component: membrane; fungal-type vacuole. Gene Ontology annotation, biological process: xanthine transport; transmembrane transport. The transcript is spliced from 2 exons. The record is from RefSeq and is a predicted model, not a curated record. NCBI's taxonomy places the organism in Eukaryota, Fungi, Ascomycota, Eurotiomycetes, Eurotiales, Aspergillaceae.
AUGCUCUGCACAGUGUGGAUUCAAAUCCUGAUGUCUCUGGUGCCUCCAAAAAUUCUCGACCGGAUCUUCCCCAAAGUGGUCACUGGGACCUUACUUCUCCUUAUCGGUGUAUAUCUUAUUGCCAACGGCAUGGAAAACUGGGGUGGCAGCUCCAACUGCCACGGAGGACAAGGAUUCUAUGCUUUGUGCCCGGAUGUAUCUGCCCCAAACCCGUUGCCUUGGGGCGAUCCCAAAUUGAUCGGACUGGGAUUCAGCGUCUUUGUGUCGAUCGUCUUGGUUGAAUUCUUCGGGUCCCCAUUGAUGAAGUCUGCGUCUAUCAUCAUCGGACUAGCCGUGGGAUGCGCCAUCUCAGGAGCGACGGGUUACUGGACUCGCGAUCAAAUUGAUAGUGCUCCUGUUGGCACAUUCCUCUGGGUCCAUACAUUUAAACUGUCCGUGGAUAGCGCAUUGGUGUUGCCGCUGCUUAUUCUCUUCGUCUGCGAGGCCGUCAGCUGCAUGCCGGACAUCCUAGCCACGGCCGAAAUCUCGAAGGUGUCGAUCGAUGGACCGGAGUUCCAGAGUCGCAUCCAGGGAGGUAUUCUCUGCGACGGAAUCGGCAGUCUUAUCAGUGCGUUGGGCACGUCCCUACCGAUGGUCAGUCAAGCCGGGAACAACGGCGUCAUUUCGCUGACGGGGUGUGCGGUGAGUCUUUCAGCCAUGCGAAUAUGA